AUGAAAGGGCUGGGAGCCAACCGCAGCCGCCAUCUGUCCGAGUCGUGCGACCCUUUAUCAGGGCCACCGGAGGCCCUGUACCCUCAGCCCCCCGUCCCCCCCCGCAGCCCCUACCUCCUCAGCCCCACCAUGGACCACUACGGCACCAUGGACCCCAACCACUUCCCCCCCUCCGCCGACUGCAUGCUGCCCCUCAACAACCAGCUGUCCAACAGCAGCACCUUCCCCCGCAUCCACUACAACUCGCACUACGAGCAGGGGGGCUUCCCUCACGGCACGCCGCCCGGGGGCGACAGCAUCGGGGGCAUCAGCACGGGCACGCUGGGCCCCUCCAUGUCCAUGGGCGUGGGCGCGGGCCCCGGCCGGGGGCCCGUCAUCACCAGCGGCUCGGCCACCAUCUCGGCCGGCAGCAGGAUGCAGCGGCUGCCCCCGAACCUCCUGGACCAGUUCGAGAAGCAGCUCCCAGCCCAUCGCGACGGCUUCAGCACGCUGCAGUUCCACCGCAGCGCCGCCUCCAAGCAGCGGGCCGACAGCCCCGGGAGGAUCCGCUACCUGGUGCACUCCGUCCAGAAGCUCUUCGCCAAGUCCCAGUCGCUGGAGACCUCCGGAAAGGGCAACGUCAACGGCCGCUUCGCCGGCGGCGGGGGGUCCUCCGGGGUGGGGGCCGAGGACGGCAAGCAGGCCCGCCGCAGCAAGAGCAAGGACCGGGCCAAGACCGAGGGUGCCAAGCGUCGGCCCCGCUCCAACAUGUCGGGCUACUGGAGCUCGGACGACCUCGACAGCGACGUCAGCAACUACCGCAACCCGGCGGCCAUGCUGGCUCUCCAGGGGCCCGAGAGCCAGGAGCCCAACAAGUACUACCCCCAGGGCUACAACACCAUCAGCGGGCACACGCUCAAGACCUCCAAGAGCAACAGUAGCAUGGAGUACCAGGCCUACCAGGCUCUGGUUGCGCAGGGAGGGGGAGGGGGCGGGGGCGGGGGGGAUCCCACUCACUUCCUAAAGGGGGGCACCUGGUCCACCCUGACCCUCAGCCAGGCCAGGCAGUUGAGCCAGAAAGGCUCCGCGACGAUCGACCGGUCGCUGCUCAAGUCCAAGUCGUGCCACCAGGACCUGGCGUGUCACUUCCUGCAGGUACGGGGUCGAGUGCCUCCGGGGGACUGGAACAGCACGCUGGGCCGGGGAGCGGGCUCCAGUGAGAUCCCCUGCAGACGCAUGCGCAGUGGCAGCUACGUGAAGGCCAUGGGGGACCUGGAGGACAGCGAGGACUCGGAAGGCAGCCCCAAACCCUCGCCCAAAACAGCCGCCCGCCGCCAGAGCUACCUGAAGGCCACGCAGCAGUCCCUGAGCGAGCAGCUGCCCCCGCGCAACAGGUCUCUGGGCUAUUCCAUGCUGCAGGGGGACCUUGAGGCGCUGUGGUCGCCCCUGCAGAGUGUGUCCUCUCUGCAGCAGCUGGGCAGGUCAGUGAGCUGUCUCCCCUCCCUGCGGGAACUCUCCAACAACCGCAGCCUGGACAACCUGGACUGCAUCAGCGGGCCCGUGAGCUCUGACUUCCCCCGCUGGGAGGAGGAGGAGGACUUCACCCAGGGCUGCAACACGCUGGGAAAAAGCAGCUGUACAACCCAGGUGCGGGAGCUCCAGGUGAGCCAGCGGUACGAGGAGACGUGCUCCGAGGCCGUGUUCUGCGAGAGCGACUCCCAGGGGCCCGAGCCCCUGGACCUGCCCAUGCCCACCUGCUUCCGCUCGCGGAGCCACAGCUACCUGCGCGCCAUCCAGGCCGGCUGCUCCCAGGACGACGACACCGCCUCCAUGGACUCAGACUCGCCCCCGCCCACCGCCACCACUGUGCGCACAUACAGCACCAGCACCAUCUCCACCUGCAUAACCACCUGUAAGAAGACCGCCCCGCCCCCCGUGCCCCCCCGCACCACCUCCAAGCCCUACAUCUCGGUGACGGUGCAGAGCAGCACCGAGUCGGCGCAGGACACCUACCUGGACAACCAGGACCGCAAGAGCGAGGCCAACAGCCAAUCGGGCCGCAGCAACUCAUCCGACAGCCUCGACAGCACCCGGGCCAGCGGCCUGGCCAAGGGCCACCGGGCCCCGCCUCCUGUGGCCGCCCCCCGCGACCCCCCGCCCCCCGCCAGCCCGCCUCCCAGAGACGCCCAGCACGGCUCCCAGCAUGACACCCUGAGGAGAGCCAAGGGCACCCUGACCGCCGAGGAGCCCCGAGCCGAGCCCCUGCCCCGGAGGAAGCUCUCGUCCAUCGGCAUACAGGUGGACUGUGUUCAGCCGGCCCCGAAAGAGGAGACUCCGCCUCCACCCCCGCCUCCGGCCAGAUUCCAGUCCAUCGGAGUGCAGGUGGAAGACGGCUGGGAGCUCAGUCGCUCCAGCAGCAUGACGUCCAAACAGGAAACGGACUCCGACACCCAGGACCUCCCCAACUACACGCCCGCGGCCAAGCCCGGUGAGAAGACCAUGGUGAACAGCGCCUGCCAGUCCACAGACUCGCCCGUGUCACAUCCCCAGGGCAACGGGGAGGGCGGGGCCGGGGCCGGGCGCCAGCCCCCCGGCCGCACGGCCACGCGCAGCAGCUCCUCCUCCUUCUCGGAGAGCCUGGACCCCGCCCUGGACCCCUCGUCCCUGCCCCCGCCCGACCCCUGGCUGGAGAGCGGGAACGGCAGCGCCCCCAGCGGGGCCCCCCAGCCCGGCGCCCCGGCCUGCCGCAGGGACGGACACUGGUUCCUCAAACUGCUGCAGGCCGAGACCGGCCGCAUGGAGGGCUGGUGUCAGCAGAUGGAGCAGGAGACCAAAGACAACCAGCUCACCGAGGAGGUGCUGGGGAAGGUCCGUAGCGCAGUGGGCUGUGCGCAGCUCCUCAUGUCUCAGAAGUUCCAGCAGUUCAGAGGACUCUGCGAGCAGAACCUGAAUGUCAACGCCAACCCGCGGACCACCGCCCAGGACCUGGCGGGCUUCUGGGACCUGCUGCAGCUCUCCAUCGAGGACAUCAGCAUGAAGUUCGACGAGCUGUACCACCUCAAAUCCAACGACUGGCAGCUGAGCGAGUCCCCGGACAGGAAGGAGGAGAAGAAGCAGGCCCCCCCAGUGCCAAAGAAGCCCUCUAAGGCCAAGCCGGCGGGGGGCCGAGAGAAGUCCGCCGGCGACUCGGACAAGCAGCGGCAGGAGGCCCGCAAGAGGCUGAUGGCCGCCAAGCGCGCGGCCUCGGUGCGGCAGAACUCAGCCACAGAGAGCGCGGACAGCAUCGAGAUCUACGUCCCCGAGGCCCAGACCCGUCUCUGAGAGACAGGGAGGGGAGCCCUGCAGGGGGACGGGGGACGGGGUUCACCCCCUUUUUUUUAAAGGUGAAGGAACCCAGGUGUACACCAGUCCUUGAGGCAGCACACAGGAAGAUUCCAAACGACUUUGGGACAGGGGAGACACAAAUAAAGCACUCCUUUUACAUGGAAAAACCUCAACCACAGACUUUAUUGCUAUUAUUGUUAUUAAUAAUAUUAUUAUCUCCGUAACUAUAUCAGACUGUCUUAAACUUUAUUAUAUCUUGGAUAAGAGAUCUUCUGCCAAUGCGGACUGAAGCAAUGACACACAUUGACACU
This is a messenger RNA of Conger conger (European conger), 3614 nucleotides long. RefSeq names its product discs, large (Drosophila) homolog-associated protein 4b (gene dlgap4b). The transcript is spliced from 11 exons. Gene Ontology annotation, molecular function: molecular adaptor activity. NCBI's taxonomy places the organism in Eukaryota, Metazoa, Chordata, Actinopteri, Anguilliformes, Congridae. Gene Ontology annotation, biological process: signaling. The record is from RefSeq and is a predicted model, not a curated record. The coding region runs from base 1 to 3300 and encodes 1099 amino acids. Gene Ontology annotation, cellular component: glutamatergic synapse; postsynaptic specialization.